Mixia osmundae IAM 14324 is the source of this 756-nucleotide messenger RNA. RefSeq lists its product as uncharacterized. The record is from RefSeq and is a predicted model, not a curated record. The coding region runs from base 1 to 756 and encodes 251 amino acids. NCBI's taxonomy places the organism in Eukaryota, Fungi, Basidiomycota, Mixiomycetes, Mixiales, Mixiaceae. Gene Ontology annotation, molecular function: acyltransferase activity, transferring groups other than amino-acyl groups. The transcript has 2 exons.
AUGGCCUCUGAAGACUUAGCGGCUGGCCCGCUGGAAGAGACUGCGCCGCUUCGGGCUGCGAGUCAGGCAGAGGAUGACUACUACCUCGCUCCAAUGACAGAGCUUGACUUGGACGCGUGGUGCAAGCUGCAAUGGCAAGGAUUCCCGGCGCUGUACGACUGGCUUGAGCCCAAGGAGGGACGCCCCGAUGAUGUGACCAGAUUGCGAAGAGGCAGCAAACGUUGCCUUGCUAUGCUCAGGCGGCCUCAUACGAUCUGCACGAAAGCAGUAGAACGCUCGUCGGGUGCGCUCGUCGGCAUCGCCGUUUGGGCAGAGCCCGGCGGCCGUCUAGAGGCUCCAUUCAACUACAAGACCGUGGGCGAAGACCCGGAGAGCUGGCAAGGCGUCAAUAUCGCUGCACACAAGAAUCUGUUCGAUGGGUACGACAGAGAGCGCCGCGAGAUCCUGAAAGAUCAACCUCAUUGGUAUCUGGGACCCAUCGUCGUCGAUGAGGCGCAUCAACGGCGCGGUAUCGCGUCCUUGCUGCUCAAGCAAGGCACAGACCUCGCAGACUCAUCAGAUCCGCCGCUUCCGCAUUAUCUGGAAGCAACAGAGGCAGGCUGUCCUGUCUAUCAGAAGCUCGGCUGGGAGCUCGCAGCUCGUCGGAAGAUGGGACACAUCAUGAUCAGACCAGCGAGAGGUCGGACACUUGCCCGAACGCUUGACGGCUGGAUUGACACUGCGCCGCCCGACGACGGCAAACCCUUCUUCGCAUAG